This is a messenger RNA of Striga asiatica, 1050 nucleotides long. NCBI's taxonomy places the organism in Eukaryota, Viridiplantae, Streptophyta, Magnoliopsida, Lamiales, Orobanchaceae. The record is from the annotation of a GenBank genome assembly.
ACUUCCUUUACGGCGGCCAUCGCCGCCGCCCGAGCAUUGGCGUAUCUCCACUACAGCACGUGUUGUGCGCCAACCUGCUACUCUUCCUUCAACAACGGAGACACUUUCCUCGAAACACCACUCAACACCCCGCCUUUCAUUUCCCUCUUCCCCAAGCUCACCAGAUUUUUCGUCACCGGCGGUGGCAGCGACAACAUCGGCCUCCCGGGGGACAAUGCCCACGCGGAUGGAGAAGUCGAGGCCGACCAAGAUCUCCUCCGCACCUUGAAUUUGCUCGUGCUUCGAGGAAAAUACGCGUCAAAAUUGCUGCCUAAGUCUCUAGUUUUUCGAACUUCUCUUUGGAUUUUCAAAUGUUUUGAAAAUUUUAGAAGAGUGAGUGUUGACCGCCCUCUUGCUGCAAUAUUAGUUGCAUACAUUUCUAUGACACUUCUUGAGUUCCUUGAAGUUCAUUGCGAGAUUGAGAGGGAGGUGAAUAAGUUUUUUGAAUAUCUCUCGAUGAAACUUCAAGGAACUCCAGAAGUGCCAUAUAAAGCAAUAGGGUGGUCAACACUCACUCUUCCAAAAUUUCCAAAACAUCCGAAAAGCCAAAGAAAAGCUCGAAAAACUCGACACUUAUGCGGCAAUUUUGACGCGUAUUUGCCUCGAAGCACGAGCAAAUUGGAGGUGUGGAGGAGAUCGUGGUCGGCCUCGACUUCACCAUCCGCGUGGGCAUUGUCCCCCGGGAGGCUGAUGUUGUCGCCGCCACCGCCGGUGACGAAAAAUCCAGUUAGCUUGGGGAAGAGAGAAAGGAAAGGCAAGGCGUCGAGUGGUGUUUUGAGGAAAGUGUCUCCGUUGAAGGAAGAGUACCACCAGUACACAUUGGCGCACAACAGGUGCUGCAGUGGAGAUACGCCAAUGCUCGGGCCCAAGAACUUGGAAACCGUGGACCCAUUUCACUUCGUCUCCCACUCGUCCAAAAUGCUGAGAUAUAAUGCCUCUCAAGGACAAGCAACAAAGGUCAUGAACAAUAUAAAAGCAAUUAUUAUAGACAUGGAUUGGAAAGUAAAAUAA